AUGAAUAGAAACGAAUAUAGCUCGCAAUAUCUUGAAGAUUAUGGGAUUUAUCAGAAGUACGAGGAAGCUGCGGCUACUCCAGGCCCGCCUAUUGAAGAUAAGAAUGCUUGGAAAGCCUCUGGUACCGAUUUCAACCCCAAUAAGUCUCUUAAGUAUUCAUCUUGGUGUGAAGACAAUGGUGCACCCUUAAAUGAAGAUGAGAUUAUGCUGAUUUUUAAACACUUGGGUAAGCUAUUUGGUUUCCAAGCUGACAACGUCGAUAACAUGUUUAGUUAUUUCAUGUCUUUGCUUGACUCGAGGUCAAGCAGAAGUUCUUGUCCAAUAGCUUUAUUGUCCAUUCACGCAGACUAUAUUGGUGGAAAUCAAGCAAACUACAAAAAAUGGUACUUUGCUGCUCAUUAUGAAUUAGAUGAAGGACUUGAUAUCAAAGGGAGAAAAUAUCAUCACCGAUGGCGUUCCUUGAAAAACAUGAAUAAGAGAAAACUGAAAAAGUCUCUUAACUACUCAAAUAAUAUCGAUGAUUCUGAUUCUUUACUUGCAUUGGAGUAUAAAUGGAGGCAGACUUUGCAGACGUACUCACAAACUGAUUAUAUUUACCACGUCGGUCUCUAUUUAUUAGUUUGGGGUGAAGCUGGUAACGUCAGAUUCAUGCCAGAAUGUAUAUGUUUUAUUUUUAAAUGUGCAAUGGAAUACUUGAAAUUUAAUAAAGAGUUACCAGUGGAUGAAGCAAAAUCUGAAUUCUUUUAUCUUGAGACAAUUAUAACUCCGCUAUACCGAUUCAUUAGGUCUCAGCAAUAUGUUUUAAAGGAUGGUUCUUGGGUUAAAAUAAAUCGAAAAGACCAUUCUCAAAUCAUUGGAUAUGACGACAUAAACCUGUUUUUUUGGUAUCCGGAAAAUAUCAAAAAGUUAAAAUUAUUUGAUAAAACAAAACUUCUUGAUAUACCACCUGCCCAAAGAUAUUUAAAGUUGGGCUCAAUCGAUUGGGAAAAACAAUUUUAUAAAACGUAUAGAGAGAAGAGAACUUGGGCCCAUCUUUUGACUAAUUUUAGUAGAAUUUGGAUCAUUCAUAUAGUGGUAUUCUGGUAUUACACCUCAUUCAAUUCUCCAAGUCUUUACACUAAAAACUAUAGCCAGCUUUUGGACAACAAGGCUGCACCCCAAAUCCAAUGGAGUGUACUUGGACUAGGUGGACUGAUAGCUUGCUUGAUUUGUCUUUUAGCAACCGUCUUUGAAUUCAUAUUUAUUCCUAGAUACUCUCCCGGUGCUCAACCCUUAUUUGGAAGAUUCCUUUUACUUAUAAUAUUACUAGGGAUUAAUCUUGCUCCUUCUGUUUAUGUUUUUGGCUUCAUUGGAUGGGAUGUUUAUUCAAAGCAUGGACGAAUAGUAAGUAUAAUCCAUUUUGUUAUAUCUUUACUUUCAACAAUCUACCUCGCAAUAACCCCACCCAGCAAGUUAUUCUACCCUUGGCUUCAACCCAAGGCUACUGUAAUAAAAUCCAACAUUUUCACCUGUUCUUUUCCUAAUAUGCUGAAAAAAAGUCGACUAUUCUCCUAUAUGUUGUGGUUGAGUGUUUUCCUGGCUAAAUUUUUUGAAUCUUAUCUCUUUUUGACACUUUCACUAAGGGACCCCGUAAGAGAGUUAUUCACAAUGGAUAUGACAAGAUGCAAUGGUGAUGUAGUUUUUGGAACUUUAUUAUGCAAACAACAAGCAUUAUUUGCUAUGAUAUUACUUUAUAUUACGGAUUUGAUUCUAUUCUUCUUAGACACAUAUCUUUGGUAUAUUAUAUGCAACUGCUUUUUUUCAAUUGGGCUUUCUUUUUCCCUGGGUAUAUCUGUUUUCAGUCCUUGGAGAAAUAUAUUUGCCAGACUUCCAGAAAGGAUAUUCACAAAAAUUAUCAAUUCGACUGAACUAGAAUGUGAGCCAAUCUUGUUAACUUUGCAGAUCUGGAAUAGUAUUGUCAUUUCAAUGUACCGUGAGCACCUCCUUUCCACAGAACAAGUAAGUAAAUUAAUUUACCAAAGAUUAUUGACUGAUGAUUAUUCUGGGAACAAAGGUUCCAAUAUAAGGCCACCUUUAUUCUUUGUUUUCCAGGAUGAUAAUAAUCUCUUUCAAAUGAAUGACUUUUUCAAUCCAAACGAAGAGGCAGAAAGACGUAUUCUAUUUUUUGCUCAGUCACUAUCAAGUCCUAUCCCAGAACCUAUACCAAUCAAAGCUCUCCCCUCUUUUUCAGUCUUAAUACCUCAUUAUUCGGAGAAGAUUUUGUUAACUUUAACUGAAGUAUUAAAAGAAAGCAAAUCUUCAAAAGUUUCUUUAUUGGAGUAUUUGAAAAAGCUUCAUCCUUCAGAAUGGGAUGCUUUUGUUAAAGAUACAAAAGUACUUACUCUUAUUUCAUCUUCUCAAGGGCCAGAAUACUCCAAUCAAAGUGAUAUGAUAGUCCAUAGAUCGGUUACUGAAUCGGGAAUAACCGAUACUGCUAAACUAGUUAAAAGCCAAAUUGAUGACUUACCAUACUAUUGUGUUGGAUUUAAAGAUGCACAACCGGAGUAUACCAUGAGAACAAGAAUUUGGGCUUCAUUAAGAUAUCAAACUUUAUAUCGUACGGUUUCUGGAUUCAUGAACUAUGAUAAAGUACUCCGACUUUUGUACGAACUUGAGGAUAACGAUGUUGGUUCAAAGUAUCCUUAUACACCAGAAGUAGUUGAAGAAGAUUUAGAUAACUUUGUAAAUAGGAAGUUCAGAUUAGUUAUUGCCAUGCAACGUUUUCAAAAAAUGUCAGAUCAAGAGAGAGAUGAUGCAUUGAAAUUAUUUAGCAUUUACCCAGCUAUUAAAAUAGUUUCCUUGGAAGAAGAAAAGGAUAAAAUUUCUGACGAGAUAAGCUAUUUCUCUGUGUUGCAUGAAAAUUGUGAUGAACAAUUCGUCAAAAAGUAUAGGAUCCGAUUACCUGGAAAUCCUAUUUUGGGAGAUGGAAAGUCCGACAAUCAAAACCAUUCUAUAAUAUUUACUAGGGGGGAAUACCUACAAGUUAUCGAUGCAAAUCAGGAUAACUAUAUUGAAGAGUGUUUAAAAAUCAAAUCGGUUUUAUGUGAAUUUGAAGAAAUAGAAUUAAAUCCAGUAAACGAUUAUAUCCCGGGUAUUCUUGAAACCAAGGCGACCAGUCCUGUUGCUUUCAUCGGAGCAAGAGAAUAUAUUUUUUCAGAGAAUAUCGGUAUUUUGGGAGAUAUUGCAGCUGGUAAGGAACAAACGUUUGGUACUUUAUUUGCUCGUACUUUAGCCGAGAUUGGAGGAAAGCUUCAUUAUGGCCAUCCUGAUUUUAUAAAUGGUAUUUUCAUGACAACAAGAGGUGGUGUAUCUAAAGCCCAAAAAGGGUUACAUUUAAAUGAAGAUAUUUAUGCUGGAAUGAAUGCUAUCAGUCGUGGGGGUAGAAUCAAACAUUGUGAUUUUUAUCAAUGUGGGAAAGGUCGAGAUCUAGGGUUUGGUACUAUUUUAAAUUUCACUACAAAAGUCGGAGCUGGUAUGGGUGAGCAAUUAUUGUCUAGAGAACAUUACUAUUUGGGAUGUAAUCUUCCUAUUGAUAGAUUUUUAUCCUUUUAUUAUGCACAUGCUGGUUUUCAUAUCAAUAAUUUAUUCAUCAUAUUAUCUGUUCAAUUAUUCAUGCUUGUUUUGGUGAGUUUAGGAUCAUUGAACCAUGAGAUUAUAAAGUGUGAUUAUAAUCCCGAUGUUCCGUUCACAGACUUGCAUCAGCCUAUUGGAUGCUAUAAUAUCGUUCCCGUGUUGAACUGGGUAACAAGAUUUGUACUUUCGGUUUUCAUUUGUUUUUUCAUUUCUUUUAGUCCCUUGGUUAUAGAAGAAUUGAUCGAAAAGGGGUUCACAAAAGCAUUUCUUAGAAUGUUUUAUCAUUUUCUUUCAAUGUCACCAUUCUUCGAAGUAUUUGUUUGUCAAAUAUAUGCCAAGUCUUUGAUUGAUAACAUAUCUUUUGGGGGUGCAAAAUAUGUCGCAACAGGUCGGGGUUUUGCAACCUCAAGAAUAUCCUUCACGGAUUUAUACUCGCGUUACGCUUCACAGUCAAUUUACCCUGGUGCGAAGAUGCUCCUCAUAAUAUGUUUUGCAACCUUAACUAUGUGGCAACCAGCCCUUGUAUGGUUUUGGAUUACCACAAUUUCAAUGUGUUUGGCUCCAUUUAUCUUCAACCCGCAUCAAUUUUCGUUCACGGCUUUUUUCAUGGAUUAUCGAAACUUCAUACGUUGGCUUUUGCGAGGUAAUAGCAAAUGGCAUAGGAGCUCCUGGGUGGGUUUUAUGAAAGUACAGAGAUCUAAAUAUACCGGUUAUAAAAGAAAAAUUCCAGCAAGUGAGGGGGGCAGGAUGAUCUUAGAUAUUACUAAACCUCCUUCUAAACUUAGCAGCUUCUUUGGUCAAGUAAUUAUGCCAUUAAUUGCAACCCUUUUCUAUUUCCUUCCCUAUAUGUUCAUUAAUUCUCAAACCGGUGUAAAGAAUCAGCAAGGUGUCAAUCCAGCUUUUAGGAUUUUAAUUAUAUCCUUCCUUCCUAUUCUUGCUAACCUUGGCCUCUUACUACUUCUCUAUCCUUUAUCAGUGGUUGUUGGUCCUAUCUUAUCGUGCAUGUUUAAAAGUGCACCUUCGGCAAUUGCUGGAUUUGCUCACUUCUUUUCCGUAUUCAUGCAUUUAAUAUCGUUAGAACUUCUUCUCUUCACUCAUAGCUUUAGUUUAGCUAGGAGUCUAUGUGGAUUAAUACUAAUACUAAGCCUUCAACAAACCAUUUUACAAUUUGUUUUACUAGUUUGUCUUUCAAAAGAACUAAAAGAUGAUUUUUCGAAUAGAGCCUGGUGGUCGGGCAAAUGGUUGUCUAAGAAACUAGGAUGGUUGGCGAUAACGCAACCUUUUAGAGAAUUGGUGGUGAAGGUUUGUGAAAUGAGUCUUUUCUCUUAUGAUUUUAUCUUAGGUCAUCUUUUAUUUAUGGCCAUGGUUCCUUUUAUAUUCAUUCCAUUUAUUGAUAAAUUGCAUUCAACAAUGAUCUUCUGGCUCAAGCCUUCGAAACAAUUUCGGGGCCAAAUUCUUUCUGCCAAACAAAAAACCCAAAGAAAAUGGAGAUUGCUCCGAUAUUGCCUUCUUUUCCUAUUGGUACAAGCCUUUCUUGCCUCGUCAAUCUUGAUUCCUAUCCUACUCAAAGAUUUUAUAACUGUCGACGUCAGACUGAUGGUUCCCACACAAUUCCAAAAAUUCGUUCAACCACUGUUCCAGAAAAAUAACGAUACCGGUGCUGAAGCACCAAUAGAUGUUGUAAGGGCUAAGCCAGAGUACACCCCCUUGAGCACGAUAGCAUAA
Molecule: messenger RNA, 5337 nt
Organism: Hyphopichia burtonii NRRL Y-1933
Lineage: Eukaryota; Fungi; Ascomycota; Pichiomycetes; Serinales; Debaryomycetaceae
Product: 1,3-beta-glucan synthase
Exons: 1
Coding region: 1-5337 (1778 amino acids)
Biological process (GO): fungal-type cell wall polysaccharide biosynthetic process; (1->3)-beta-D-glucan biosynthetic process
Cellular component (GO): 1,3-beta-D-glucan synthase complex; plasma membrane
Molecular function (GO): 1,3-beta-D-glucan synthase activity
Source: RefSeq, a predicted model, not a curated record